AUGCCCCUCUUCGGUCCUCAUAGGACCCCAUGGUUUCGAAAAGAAAAAUCUCGUGAUCGAUGUCGAAACACGGAAAUCCCCCACAUUGCCCCGCAAGACUUGACCGAGCAGCACGACAUCCUCGACGCGGAGGAGGAAGACGCUUUGGCCACAGCGGACGUCAUGGCGUGGGUAAGAACGUUCUGCGGCUGCAUUUCCACCAGGAAGGGGGUCAUCGUCAUCGCGACCCUUGCCCUCACUCUCUCCAUCCCGGUUUUGAUCUCUAUCGGCCGUGACUUUCGACGCAUCUCUUCGCAUCAACCAGACUACACUGGUGCUCUUCGGGCCUACAGGAAGAUCCUGAUCACUGCCAUCAUUCUGAUCGUGUUAUACGCCAUGAGCUCCUUGAUUCUGAUUCUUGCUGCGCAGAAGAACGUGAGGAUGAUGCACGUACCAUGGAUCCUCGUUCAUCCCGUGAUCACGGUCGGUCUCGUGACUCUCAUGUGUUACGUUGCGGCCUUGCUCGGGCGGAACACGGCCCCGGUCAAUCAGGUGAACGCAGUGCAGAUCGUCUUCUCCAUCUUCGUCUGCCUCUGGAUCAUGACUUACCUCUGGGUGGUGGUGGUGAGCAACUACCAGAAGCUGAGCAAGCAAGAAGAUGGAGAUGACGCCCCCCUGGUCGAGAUCAACGCCUGGCCACGUCAGAAGGGGCUUCGUCGCGAGGGCAAGAUGAAGAGGAGAUCAUGGAAGCAGAACAGCUUGGUCGUCCCCGCCCCGAUCGGCCCCCAGCCUCCGUCACCUGCUGUUUACGACCUCGCGGAGGCGCUGGGGUUGUGA
Messenger RNA from Darwinula stevensoni, 816 nucleotides. Lineage: Eukaryota; Metazoa; Arthropoda; Ostracoda; Podocopida; Darwinulidae. The record is from the annotation of a GenBank genome assembly.